UACUCACAUGGGACUGUAAGGAUGUAACAUUUUAUUUACAAAUUCGUCCCUCGCUGAAGCUGGUGUUUGUGAAAGUUUAACUAACUGACAAGGGGCAGGGAAAAGCUAAUAAAGGGAAUGAAAAUUGAUUAUACCAUACUACACCUCUUUUUAAUAGCCAAAGACAAACCAGUUAACAUCUUUUCUUUGAAAUCUGGUGAGGACACAUGGUGAGGACUGUUAAGAUGGAGCAGGACUGUCAAGUCGGAAAACCCAUGCCUGCAGCUGAUCCCAAUCUGACAAGCCCAGACAAUCAUCAUGACCUCACUGCCAGUGCAAGAGAGGAAGUGGAAAGCACCAAGGAGAACGAGGGUGAUUCCACACACAUGGACCAGAGCAAUGCCCAAGAGAAGCCAGUCAUGAAAACUAAGAUGGAACCCUCCUCCACAAAACUGUGUGGGUACCUGAACAAACUGGGGGGGCCCUUGAAGGCCUGGAAAGCCCGCUGGUUUGUUUUCGAAGAGAAGAAGUGCCAGCUGUACUACUACAGAACAUCACAGGAUGUCAAUCCCUUGGGAAGCAUUGACCUGGCUAACGCUACCUUUGGCUAUCCGGCUCAAGCUCAGGAAGGGACCUUUCAAAUUCAAAUCCCAGGACGGGUUGUUGUGCUGAAGGUAUGUCUUUUUAAAAUUAAAGCAAUAGGAAAUCCCCUAAUCUGUGAAGGUACGUGAAGCAGUAACAAGCCAGCCAAUAAAACUUAAUCAUAUACAUCUUGCACUUCCAUUCGUUGAGUAGAACACACAAGUGCAGUUCUGAGUUGAAACAAACACAAGUUACAGCAAACAUGUAUUUUCAUUAACAAAAA
Molecule: messenger RNA, 844 nt
Organism: Acipenser ruthenus (sterlet)
Lineage: Eukaryota; Metazoa; Chordata; Actinopteri; Acipenseriformes; Acipenseridae
Product: TBC1 domain family member 2A-like
Exons: 1
Coding region: 207-710 (167 amino acids)
Source: RefSeq, a predicted model, not a curated record